UAUACAAAGUGCUAGGUGCUGCAGUAACAACCCCCGCUGCGUGGAUGCUACCGUUGCGUAACUCGGUGAUGUUUUAAUUCAGGCUAAUUACCCGAGUUAAUUAAGUUGCAAGGUGUGCUGGUGUUAUUAGUGUUGGUCACAGCUGUCCGAGCACGUCAACCAGCGUCAGUGCUGGAGCAAGGUUGAAAACUAGUUAACUUCCGAAGUGUAGCAGUUUCCUUUGGGAGAUGAAUAAGGAUCUCUACCCUUUCAGGACGAGGAUUUAAACGAAGUAAUUACUCGGUAUCUUCAUGUUCAGAGUCCAUUCGACAGAUUCUUAAUUACAAGGCUGUCUAGGCCGUUUUAGGUUUCUUGAGAACGACGCCCUUAUUCCUACUAGAAUAGUACAUCGUGGUUCAGCAGGGCAUUCACUGGUUAGCCAGUCAAGAUGGACGGAGUCCUUCUGCCAGCGAAAUUCAGACAGGGUGGGGGAAAGCAACCAAAAACACCUCGCCCGCAUCCACAAGUGGCCGCUAAAUUUACCGAGGUGAAAAAAGAACUGGGGAAUAUCGAGUUCUGGCGUGCCGUUAUCAGCGAAUGCAUAGCUACACUGCUCUAUGUGCUUCUGGGAUGUGCCUCCACGUUACGCUGGGACGUGUACGCACAGAACGCGACGUCAGACGUAUCCAGCGGACACGUUAACAAUGACGCAGGGACGACGGAAGCGACGUCGCAAUGGACCCACGAAACUUUAGCGGCAAACUCCUCACAUGCCGAUGCCGAUUUUUAUAUCGUGAGAGUGGCGUUUUGUUUCGGACUUGCCUACACCACCCUACAGGUCUGCUUCGGACAUAUUUCUGGCGGACACCUUAAUCCAGCCAUCACUAUAGCAACCGUUGUUACGUCGAAAAUCUCCGUUGUCCGGGGGAUAGGUUACGUGUUAGCGCAGUGCGGCGGGAGUAUAGCUGGCGCGGCUUUACUAUACGGGCUCUCCUCGACUGCCGUACGCGGGCACAUGGGAGUGACCAAGCUGGCCGCGGGCCUCACUCUGGAGCAGGGCCUCGGGAUGGAGAUCGUGACGUCAUUCCUGCUGGUGUUCACUCUGUUUUCAGCCUCGGAGUCAUCAAGGAGUGACUCUCUCAGCUCCAGUGUUGCCAUGGGAGCUGUUGUGACAAUGAUGCAUUUAGCCACGGUUCAGUUCACUGGCUGUGGCAUAAAUCCCGCGAGAUCUCUCGGUCCUUCUUUCAUCACGAACUACUGGGAAAACCACUGGAUUUAUUGGUUGGGACCUUGCCUCGGGGGGAUCGUGGCGGGAAUCCUGUACAAGUACAUCUUUGACCCCCGCAAGACGGCGCCACGGAGGUCCAGUGGGGUACAGGAAUCUCAGGAUUCCGAUGACGGUACGUUUAACUAUAAACGCUGCAAGUUCAGAGACUCCAACAGUUCUAAAAAAUCGCCAAAGUUUAGCAGUCGUAGCGGAAGCAAUUUGAAGAGUAGUCCCUCACGCGCCAGUACACUUGCUUACAAGCAGCCAUAUGUGGCACAAGGUGCGGACAACCGCGCGUAUAAUGUCGACACUGACGUCUAUGACUAUGAAAAAGCAUUUGAACACAUUCCAUUGGAUUACUCCACACCAGUGUCAAGGUCACAAGAAAUGAAACUGUUUGAUGUUGCCUCUGGUGGAUUUUCAGGCUCAAAGUUUUAAAGACAAAAUAUAUAGAAAAAUAGAAAUAGAUGCGGGAGUUGGUUUAUUUGCCCUUAUUAAUGGGUUUGCGACAGACCGUCAGAAUAGCUUUAACGGGGCAUAUUCUUCAGGAAAUAUGCCCAACUAAUGAUAUCUGUAUUAAAAUACACAAAUAGGAAGCCCAUUCUGUAAAUUUUGAGCUUGAAAAAAAAGCCCUUUCUCUUGGCCUGGGAGUUAAUGAGCUACGUGAUCACGUGGUCCGGUAACGACAUACAUGCCACCGGAGGAGAGAGCCAGUUUGCUAAACUGUCAAAGUGAGCAGCCAUUUCAAACUACUGAUAACAAUUAAUACCCAUUCACCUCUCUCACCCGAGGGGUUUACAUCCUCCUGGAGCCAUGUGAGGCCAGGCUCCUGUCUAUUCAGAUAUUAAACUAGCAUUUAAUUACGGUUAUUCGAACUAGUAUAAUAUAAUGCAUUUGAAUGGCUUUUUUUGCGUAAAGUUUUGCGAAAAUAUAAAAAAAUUGCCUGUAGGCCUAGACGCAGUAC
Lingula anatina is the source of this 2210-nucleotide messenger RNA. Its product is annotated as aquaporin AQPAn.G-like. Gene Ontology annotation, biological process: transmembrane transport; water transport. Lineage: Eukaryota; Metazoa; Brachiopoda; Lingulata; Lingulida; Lingulidae. Gene Ontology annotation, molecular function: water channel activity. The record is from RefSeq and is a predicted model, not a curated record. Gene Ontology annotation, cellular component: plasma membrane.